Molecule: messenger RNA, 2769 nt
Organism: Polistes dominula (European paper wasp)
Lineage: Eukaryota; Metazoa; Arthropoda; Insecta; Hymenoptera; Vespidae
Biological process (GO): G protein-coupled receptor signaling pathway
Cellular component (GO): plasma membrane
Molecular function (GO): G protein-coupled receptor activity
Source: RefSeq, a predicted model, not a curated record
CUGGGAAUAAUACAUAAGCACAGGUAUACAUCUAUAUGUAUAUACAUAUAUAUACAUGUAUGUAAUCCUACCGUUAGAUGUGCGAUAAUUAUUAUCGUCGUAAGGUAGUCAACGUCGGAUUUAUUUUGCAUUGAAAGUGAAAGUUAAGUGUGCCGAAGAAAGAGAGAGAAAGGGUGAGAGGAGAGAGAGAAGAAAAGUAAAAAGUUGAUUGAUUUUUCAAUAGUAAAGAAUAUAACUGCAACACAGUUAAGUCUUUGAUAAUUUGAUGUCAUUGACAAAACGAGGAUUGCCCUUGAGUACGAUGUGCAUUAAUUAAGAAAACAAAAUAAACGUAUAGGCAAAAAGUGAAAACGAGAAAGAAAAAAGAAAGUUUUUAAUCUCCAUAGGGAAAUUAGAAGAGAAUAUAUUUUCUAAUUUCUAAUCUUGAUGGAAAAGAAUGACGAUAUCGUUCACAUGUUUUUAAAAACAUAAGACAUGGUUUGGAUGUAGUAUAUCCAAUAUAUUGGCAAGUAUGUUUAAUGCAGAGCCUGAAUCUGUUUCUGAGGGUUGGCAUACAUACGAAUUACCUAGCACAAUGAUUCCCAAUGCAAGUUCUGGGAUUGAUGACGAAGAUCAUUUUUGCAAGCUCAUAUUGUAUAAGGAGAUUAAGGAUUCCAGAGUUCGUAUAUGGGACGUUAUAAUACUAGUACCGAAUUUAUUAUUUCUUCUAUUUAUUGCUAUAAGAUUUAACAGAGCAAGGCUUAAGUUACGUGCAACGAGUAGUCCAAUAUUUUUAGCAUUUUAUGGACUUGUUAUUUGUAACGUCGUUAUCUCUGUAAUACGAUGUAUUGUAUCAAUGACAGUCAAUGCGGCAGCUACAGUUGGUGGUAAAGCAGACAAAGUGCUUUGGGUUACAGUUAGAUUUUUUUUACUAUCUACGGAGAUGAGCGUAGUAAUAUUUGGUUUAGCUUUUGGACAUUUGGAUAGUCGGUCGAGUAUUCGUAGAGUAUUACUCGCCACAUCUUUUAUCGCUUUAGCGUUUACUAUAACUCAAGGGACUUUAGAAUUAGUUUUACCAGACGACACAUUCCAUAUUCCAAGUAGAGACUUUUACGUGUUUGGUCAUGGUGGUAUGAUGUUUUGGUUUUGCAGCAGUCUUGUUUUUACUACGAUAUAUCUUUUUAUAUUGAUAUUACCAUGGACACGAUUAAGAGAACGUUUAGCACUUCCAACACGGAAAAGUUUUUACGUUUAUGCGGGCACGUUGGCUAUGAUGGAUUUAGUACAAUCAAUUGGUGCAGGUUUUUUAACUUACACGCAAAAUCCUGUUGGACUGUGCAUUGUAGAUUUUACCGCAGCAGUCUAUUUAACUCUAUUUACGCCAUUGGUAUACCACACUUUCCUAUCAGAAUUUCUUGGUGUCUCACAACCUUCAAUAAUGUUUUCUUACAAAGCACAAGUUGACGAUGCAAUGGAUGAAGACACUGUAUCGCUUCCUCAUCAACAGAGUUUCUCAUCGUUAAAAACUGACAGCGAUUACAUCUAUCAGGUCCAUACUCCGUCUAUUCACAUGCCCCUGUAUGAUCCUCAGGCAUCAAAUGCAUCUACUGCAAUGCAUAGGACUUCUCUGUACUCCUUAACAUCUGCGAAGGAUUCUAAAUAUAAUAAUACUACUAAUUCUUAUGACUCUCAAGUCGCAUUAAAUAGAUCACCUGGUAUUAAAAAUUUCGCUAGACGUUUUAGUGCAGAGAAACUUAUAAACGAUUUCGCACAUUAUCCUUUAACUAAAUCGGACAGUGUAAGUGAUAUUCAAAAGAGCUCGUUGGAUAUUAAAUUUUACAAACCAAUGUUAAAAAGUGAUUUAGCGUAUAAAAUUACAUUUGGCACAGCCAAGAGUGUCUCCAAUUUAAUAUCGUCCGCAAAUACUGCUAGUAAUUUUAUUUAUAAUCCACGUAUAAAUAGCAGUAAUUCGAAUCUUUUUUUUCCAAAUAAGAAAAUUCAUUCGGAAAAUGCUUUAACAGUUUUUACAUCCUAUAACAAAGAAUCAAUGAAUAGUGAUUUAUCAGUUAAAUAUAGAAAGAACGAAGAAACUGAUAAAAAUUCCAAAUCUUGUUCUGAAAAGUCUUUAAAUAUAUUAGAUUCUUCUAUUUUAAGGGAUGACAACAGAUCACAGAAUAUAUUAAAAAAUAAAGAUAGUUUAACUAAAAGCAGUAGUGAAGUUAGAUUGCAAAAAAAUAAAGAUUUAGAAUUUAUUCAAAGUCGUUCAGAAAAUCGAUUGCUCGAUAUUUCAGAAAUUCCAAAUGUUAGAAAAGAUCUAUUAUCCGAGACUGAGCCACUUUCAAAGGAACAUGUUUCUAACAAUAAGAUUAACUCUAAUCGUUCGAAAAAAAAGGAAUCUGCUGGCUUAAAUCAAUAUUUGUCAUCGUUAACGUCUACCAAAUUUGAGAAACCUAUUAAAGAACAAUCUAAAUCUUUAUACGUGCAGACGGAAUCUUUGUAAAUAAUCAAAUGUGUACUAACUUUAUAAUAUAUUAGGAUUUUAAUAUAUAAAUAUUUAGUCUGUAUAUAGUAGUUCAUAAUUUCAUGAUUAUAUAUAUAUAUAUACAUAUAUGCAGAGAGAUAAUUUUAUUGGUUUUAAUUAAUUUUGAUACUACAUUGGGAAUAUAGUUAAACAGGUUGAUUGAUUAUUUAAGUAUAAUUUUAAAAAUGAGAUAGCGAAUGCGUUCGCAAGUCUGUAUAUAUGUGUGCGGUUGUUAUGUGUAUGUGUGAGAGAUGUGCGCGUUGUGUGUA